Molecule: messenger RNA, 1811 nt
Organism: Impatiens glandulifera
Lineage: Eukaryota; Viridiplantae; Streptophyta; Magnoliopsida; Ericales; Balsaminaceae
Product: probable terpene synthase 9
Exons: 7
Coding region: 6-1784 (592 amino acids)
Biological process (GO): diterpenoid biosynthetic process
Molecular function (GO): terpene synthase activity; magnesium ion binding
Source: RefSeq, a predicted model, not a curated record
AAGAGAUGAUGAUGCUGAUAUCUCACAGCCUUCAGUUUCCGCUAGCACUCCAACCUUUUUCAUCAUCAAGAUUUGGUGUGAAAACAACUUAUAAUAACCAUGGAAUCAUAAGGCCAUCAUCAUCCAUCAAUGUAAAUCAAAUUUCCGAUCAGGACGUCGUCGAUCUCCGGCGAUCAGCCGAUUACCAUCCCACCAUUUGGGAUCCAAAGCUUAUUCAAUCAUUAACCACCUCUUACACCUAUGAAGUACAUGGAAACAGAUUGGAUAAGUUGAAGGAGCAAGUUAGAACGUUGCUAAAAUCCACCAAGGACGUGUCCAUCCUCUUGAAGCUCAUCGACUCUAUCCAACGGUCUGGAGUAGCUUACCAUUUCAUUCAUGAAAUAGACGCCGUUUUUGACCACAUCUCGUCGUGUGUCUCCAAUGGCACUGGUCUUUCAACAACCGCGCUGCGGUUUCGUCUUCUACGACAACGUGGUCAUUUCGUAAACACAAAUAUUUUCAAUGAAUUCAAGGACGAAAAUGGGAACUUCUUGGACAGCUUGAGUAGUGAUCUAGAAGGGCUCUUGAAUUUAUAUGAAUCGUCAUUUAUCGGGAUGUGCGGGGAAGACACUGACAUAGAUGAAGCCAGAGAUUUUAGCAUGAAACAUCUAAAGUCGUUUGUAUUAACCAAUAGUGAUGACCAUAACGCGGGCAUGCGAAACAAAGUAAAUGAUGCGUUAUCGGACCCCCUGCAUUGGAGGAUCCCAAGAUUGGAAGCGAGAAACUUCAUUAAUCUAUUCAAAGACAGCAACGGGAUAUGUUCAUCUAUUCUUCUUGAAUUGGCAACUUUAGAUUACAAUCUUGUACAAUCAAUACAUCAGGAGGAGGUUAAAGAACUAACCAAAUGGUGGAAAAAUUUGGGUUUUCAAGAAAACUUGAGUUUUUCUCGGGAUCGAAUGAUGGAGAACUAUUUAUGGGCAUUGGGAUUUGUGUAUGAACCUCAAUACUCAAAUAUUAGGAAAACUGUCACUAAAUACAUUUGCAUUUUCAGCGCCAUCGAUGAUAUCUUUGAUAUAUAUGGAUCACUCGAUGAGCUAGAGCUUUUCGUGAAAGCAGUUGAACGAUGGGAUUUGAAAGCUAUGGAUGACCUCCCACAAUACAUGAAGAUAUGUUACUUAGCCAUGUACAACUUUGGAAAUGAAACAUCAUAUGAUGUUCUAAGAGAUCACAACAUGGUUGUUAUAGAGUUUGUUAAAAAUGAGUGGGAAAGACUUUGUAGAUCGUAUCUAACUGAAGCGAGAUGGUUCUACGGUGGAUAUGAGCCAUCACCAGAGGAGUACAUGGAAAAUGCAUGGAUUUCAGUUGGCGGUCACGGGGCCAUAGUCCAUGCUUGCCUUCUUUUAGGGCUAUCCCCUCUUAAUGAGUCAUCUCUUGAUAGUUUUAGUAGUUUGUCUGGGCCUCUUUAUUGGUCAUGUCUAAUAACAAGGCUAAGUAAUGAUAUGGGUACAUCCAAGGUUGAAAUUGCUAGAGGGGAUGUGCCAAAAUCCAUUCAGAAUUACAUGAUGCAUAAGAGUGUGUCUGAAAAGGAAGCCAAGGACAUUAUAAAUUGCAUGAUCAAACAUUCAUGGAAAAAGCUUAAUGAGACAAAUAUAAAGAGGUCUUGUCAUGCAAUUGUCACAACUUUGUCGCUCAACAUGACACGCGCCGCUUUAUCGAUAUACCAACAUGGGGAUGGGAUUGGAACCUCUACCGGAUUGACUAAAGAUCGCUUAACUUCAUUGAUUGUGGAACAAAUUCCAAUUUAAAAAAUGUUUCACAUUUUUAGAAAUAUU